AUGUAUUACAUGACAUCUACUCAGAGUUACGCUCGCCGCAUUCAGUGUCCCUACCCGGGCUGUAAACACUGGCUAAAAUCUGUGUCUGGGCUGAAAGUUCAUCAAAACUCGGCACAUGGCCACUCAUUUACUCGUUCUGCUCAGUUGUCAUGCACUCAACGUGCUUCGGUUGAAGAAAUUCAAGAUGAAGGAGACACUCCGAGACGUACGAACACUGAUGCGGCGCUGCAGGAGUCAAAGUCUGGGCUCAUACAUGAUUAUCAUGACCUUCUGACUGGUCGUAUUUGUGACGAGAACGGCAAUUUUCUUGAUCCCAGCACUCCUCCACCACCCUACACAGCACAAAGUUCUAAUGACUGGACUCCGUAUCACAACCGACUAGAGUUUGAGUGUGCCGAAUUUAUGUACACUAAAAACCAGAUGUCUGCUGGUGACAUUGACAAAAUCCUCCACUUGUGGGGGGUCACUCUCGCUGUUCAUAACAAUAACUCACCAUUUGCCGACCACAGGGACUUGUACAAGACUAUUGACGCCACACCACUAGGUGAUGUCGCCUGGCAAAGCUUUUCUCUCCAGUAUAAUGGCAAUAAACCAGCUGGACAGUGUCCGCUAUGGAUGGAACAGUCACACGAAGUCUGGUUUCGGGACCCCCACACUGUCGUCAAGAACAUGCUCGCAAACCCAGAUUUCAAACACUCGAUUGAUUAUAUGCUGUACCGUGAGUCUGAGGAGAAGGGCGAGCAACAUCAUUAUAAGGAUUUUAUGUCAGGAGACUGGGCCUGGCAGCAAGUGGACCAAAUUGUGCAGGAUCUGGAAACGCAUGGUGCAGCUUUUGUUCCCAUCAUUGUUAGCAGUGACAAGACAGCUGUUUCCGUUGCUACCGGUCAAAAUGACUACUACCCACUGUAUCUCUCAAUCGGAAAUGUCCACAACAACAUUUGGUGUUCUCAUCGCAACGCAUUAGCCCUGAUCGGGUUUUUGGCAAUUCCAAAGACUGAAAAAAAGAAUGCAGAUGAUGCAAGAUACCAUAAAUUCAAGAAGCAAUUAUUCCACUCCUCACUGUCAAAGAUCUUUGCUACCCUCAAACCUGGAAUGACAACACCUGAAGUCACAUGUUGUGGUGAUGGACACCACCGGCGCAUUUUAUAUGGACUUGGUCCCUACAUUGCCGACUAUGAAGAGCAGGUGGUACUGGCAUUCCUCCACACUAUUUUCAUUCACAGAUGCCUUGCAUUUCCCUCAACUCUUGAUGAUGGAGGUGUUUCUCGGUCACGCGAACACACUGAUGUGCUUGUGGACUUGGUUGAUUUUGGUGUCCUUUGGGAUGAGUACGGUAUUAUUGGUGAGCUAGUGCCCUUUACAAACGACUUUCCUUGUGCCGACAACCAUGAGCUCCUUGCUCCCAAUAUUCUGCAUCAGCUCAUCAAAGGAACAUUCAAGGAUCACCUCGUUGAAUGGGUGUGGCGUGGAUUCUUUCAUUGGACUGGAGAUGACUCCAAGGCAUUGAUGAAGGUUUACAUACCAGCAAUAGAAGGCCAUGUACCCGAUGAUAUGGUUCGAGCCUUUCGAUCCUUGUUGGAGUUCUGCUACAUCGCACGUGCAAAUGUGGUUACAGAUGAGACUCUUGCGCAGCUGAGGGAUGCUCUUAGGCAUUUUCAUAUACUAGUGGUGUCCGCUUUGACAUUUCCCUACCCUUGCCAACACUCUCUCACCCGCUACAAGCUCCUCAUCCAAAUGUUCGGCACUCUAAAUGGUCUCUGCUCGUCAAUUACAGAAUCCAAACACAUCAAAGCAGUAAAGGAACCAUGGUGGCGUUCAAAUAGGUACAAUGCGCUCCUUCAAAUGCUCUUAACCAAUCAGCGCCUGGAUAAAAUUGCAGCAUCAAGAGUUGAUUUUGCUGCACGUGGUAUGCUUAAAGGCUCUUGCGCCUUUAGUUACUUCAAUUCAUUUUUUGAAAAUCGGUUUGCUAUUGGCAGCGACAACGGGGACUCUGAGGUCCAACAGAACAACAUGGAUGAAGAAAAUAACCCAUUCGCCAUUGAGAGUGACGACUUCGAUGAUGUUGAGGACCAGGGUAUUGUGGAUGAUGUGGAUGUGAUUGCUGAUGUGCAGUCAGCACGGACUUUUCACGAACUCAAGGUGCCAUCACUACCGACCCUCAUCCGUCUCUUCCUAUAUGAUCAAAUACACACAGAUGAUCACCAUUCUUCUGUGGAUGUUCCGCUUUGUGACUGUCCGUCCUAUAUGGGAGCUAUCAAGGUUUUUAAUUCAGCUGCUGUGACUUUCAUUGCACCCAGUGAUCCAAGUGGAAUCACUGGCAUGCACCAUGAGCAUCUCUGUGCUGUACCUUCAUGGCGCAACGGACCAGGCUGCUUUGACUGUGCCUUUGUCAACACAGACGACAGGCAGGAUGAAAUACUAAGCAUGGAUUGGUUCUAUCAGAUCACUGAGGAACGAGACGAAGCUACAGGAAUGUACAUGGUUGCACCAUCUUUUGAUGAGGACAGCUCUCCCAACUUGUCAAUAAUCCAUAUUGACAGUAUUGUUCGCGGUGCUCACUUGCUUCCGAUAUUUGGUACUCAAUUUGUUCCACGGGGCCUUCGAUUCCACCAUUCUCUUGACGUUUUCUGA
Molecule: messenger RNA, 2631 nt
Organism: Suillus fuscotomentosus
Lineage: Eukaryota; Fungi; Basidiomycota; Agaricomycetes; Boletales; Suillaceae
Exons: 13
Coding region: 1-2631 (876 amino acids)
Source: RefSeq, a predicted model, not a curated record